This is a messenger RNA of Brugia pahangi, 1002 nucleotides long. NCBI's taxonomy places the organism in Eukaryota, Metazoa, Nematoda, Chromadorea, Rhabditida, Onchocercidae. The record is from the annotation of a GenBank genome assembly.
AUGGAAUCAUGCAAGCAAGCAAGUGAAUUAGCUAAUAAUAUCGUAUACAAUGCUAUUCUCAUUGCUGUAAUUAUCACUUCAGCGACAGCAAUUAUUGUUGAAAUUUGGGUAAUAUUUAAGACAACAAAUCGUAUUUUACUUCAUCAGAAUGCUCGAAUUUUGAUUAUCACACAUCAGUUAUGGCUCAUUCUUCACUGUGCUACAAGAAUAUUUGCCCAUACCUAUGUAUUACUGGCAUACCGUAGGGCACGUGUCGAUAACCCGUGUGGGUAUAUGUUGUUUGUUUGGGAAUGUUUCAUGAUGCGAGCACCGAUCAUUUUAUCAUCUUCCCUAAAUUUCGCUUCUAUACCUUCAAUAGUAGCUGAAAGAAUUAUUGCUACAUUUUUCUCAUCCAAAUAUGAGAAAUUUGGAAAAAAUAUGGCUGUCAUCUUUAUUAUAAUAGAGGUAAUUUUUGGAAUUGGAGCCUUUGCGUUUAUAUUUGGUGAUUUUACAUUACCCUAUUCAAAAAGGGUACACCAUUGUCCUAAAGCAUGGCCUGAUAGAGCUACAAGAAUUUCUAUGGUCCUCGGUCUUCAUGCUCUAAUCGAUUUCAUUUCUAUUUUAAUUAUUCCGGUUUUACUUUACGUUAAUAAGAGAUUUCACCGUAAUAAAAUUCACGUGAACUUAUCGGAUCGUUAUCAAAUCACAGAAAAUAUAAAUUCUCUUCGUACAUUAUUACGCAUGUUCACAUUUCAUUCUCUAUUUCGAGGUCUUCACCUGGUCGCAGUGUCUAUGUUUUUUGCUUUUCGUUUGAAAUCUUCUGUCGGAAAUGCUAUUUAUCUGGAAGGAGCACAGCUAACACCGCUAUACGCAUUAACCUUACCAAUUGCUAUAGUAUGGACAGAAAAACAUGUCAGGAAAACUGCCCAGGAAAAUUGCCGGAAAGCUAUAGAAUUAAAGGGCAGUGAAGCAGCUAAUCACUACUUUACAAUUUUCGAAAGACCUGCAGGAAAGAAUGCUUAA